UAAUUAAUUAAACGACGGAAGCCAAGUAUUACAAUGGAUUUAAAAGAAGAAGACGAAAGUGCGAACGAAAGUGGCAGACAAUUGUUUUUAGUGGGUGCACCGCGCGAUCCUCUGGUAUCUACUGGAGCGAUCGUAGCUUCUGCUGGAGCACCUGACGAGAUCAACCCUGGGGGAGAUCUACAGUCGACUGCUCUAGCUGGUCUGAUAGGCGCUCAAUCUUCCUCGGUUUGCUUUCCUACAAAAUUCUCAUACGACUUUUCACCAAGUCCUGGAAGCGAAGACAGGCAGUCGUCCGGAGUUGGUAAAAGGAAACAACGUAGAUAUCGUACUACGUUUACGAAUUUUCAAUUGGAAGAAUUGGAAAGAGCUUUUCAGAAGACACACUAUCCUGAUGUAUUCUUUCGGGAAGAGCUUGCUCUACGUAUCCAAUUGACAGAAGCCAGAGUACAGGUAUGGUUUCAAAACAGAAGAGCGAAAUGGCGUAAACAAGAAAAACAGUGUAAAGUAACCACUCACUUGGCUUCCCAUUUACCACCCUCGGAGUGUCAAGAAUUACAGCAACAACAGCAGCAGCAACAGCAGCAACAACAACAAUCGGAUCAUUUGUUACUGGAACCACCAUUGGGUAGCCCUCCACCUAUAUAUCUUGGCAUGGAAUGGGCAGGAUUUUCACCAUAUAGUAAUACAGCCACAGCAUCACCUCUUGUGGUCAAUAGUAUGAACAAACCAUUGGAAUCUGAAGCGGAUGAUAAUCCUUUGCUAGAUCCAGAACUGUUGCAAUUAAAAACUCCACGUUCCUAAUAACAAUAAUCUAAACUCAUGAUGUAGUGUCUCACCAGUAACAUACCUUACUACAUUAUAUGUAUAAUAUUUUUUAAAGGUAAAGUGGAUAGUGCAAACAAUUCUUUGCAAUAUCACCUGAAUUUUACCAUGUAUCGUGCAAUAUAUAACCGCAAAAAGUGUUAUAUGUUAUUACCGGUUUCAACUGGUAUAUACGCGUAUAAUGUAAUUGAAAAACGAGGGACCAAAGACUUAUUAUUAAUAAUGUGACAAAAAAAAUUAAAAGUCAAAAGUGUAUCUGGAAUAUUGUUAUAUAGAUUUUGUAAAAAUAUAUAGAUUUAUUCUUCUUAUGGAUUCAAUGAAUCUUUAAGUAAAUAGUGAUAAUUGUAUUGUACAUUACAAUCAAAUAAAAAAAUCAAACUUUUCAUCCUUGGGAAAGCAACCAAUGAAACCUGUACCAGCAUAAAAUAGUAACAUCAUCUUUAUUCCGUGCGCAUAUAUUACAAAUCAUUGAAUCAACUAAGUUAUUAAUUUGUUGAUUUAGGAGCAAUUAAGCAGUUCAGGCUACUUUCCCUGAUCUUUCAAACAAUUCGGUUUAGAGAGUAUCGUUAAUAAGAAUAUCGUUUCCUUCUAUAUUAGAUUAAACGCAUGUUCGAUAAAAUAAAAAAAAAAAAAAAAAAAA
Messenger RNA from Osmia lignaria (orchard mason bee), 1462 nucleotides. RefSeq lists its product as uncharacterized. NCBI's taxonomy places the organism in Eukaryota, Metazoa, Arthropoda, Insecta, Hymenoptera, Megachilidae. The record is from RefSeq and is a predicted model, not a curated record. Gene Ontology annotation, biological process: regulation of transcription by RNA polymerase II. Gene Ontology annotation, molecular function: DNA-binding transcription factor activity, RNA polymerase II-specific; RNA polymerase II transcription regulatory region sequence-specific DNA binding.